UUUCCCGGGAUCUCUUUGCCCCUUUUGAUGCUUCGCGACUAUUCAAUUAUCGCAUCGCUCGAGCUCGAGAGCAAGCGCAAGCUCGUGCGCGCGACCGGCCGGACCGGCACUGCUCGCUCCGGCCGCGCCGAUCAUCAUAUACGGUGGCCGGCUAACAAUCUAGCAAGACAGUCCUUCUCCGGAAGUAGGAAAAUCAGUGCUAUAAUUUUCUUUAUUGUUCGAGGUAUUUAUAUCAAGAUGGUGGCAUUAUUUAGGAGGAGAUCUCGACUGUUGCUGAUGGGUGCAGUAGCGUGGAUUGUCGUCGUAAUUCUAUAUCUUCACAACAACGACGAUGGACAAAAAAAUUCACGAAAAGGGAGACUGAAAUUUGAUGCAGCGGACAUUCCUGCACAUUUAGGGGACAUUAACAAUGCUGAACACAUCCAUGAAAAGGACAAAUCGUGGAGUAUUUUUGAUGUAGCCACGUAUAUAGAGAAAACUAAAGUUCGCCCAGGUGGCGAUGCGUAUGUGAGAAAUAAAUUCAACCAAGUAGAGAGUGAUAAACUUGCCAUGGACAGAGAUGUUCCAGAUACAAGAAAUUCAUUAUGCAGAAAACUUUCAUGGGAUUCAGUUUUACCUGCUACAAGUGUCAUUAUAACAUUUCACAAUGAAGCUCGAUCAACGUUAGUAAGAACAGUUGUGAGUGUCCUGAGGAGGAGUCCGCCUCAUAUGAUCAAGGAAAUUAUCCUGGUGGACGAUUACAGUGAUGACCCCGAAGAUGGUCAGGAAUUACUCAAGAUUGAGAAGGUGAAACUCCUGAGGAAUGAAAAGAGACAAGGAUUGAUCCGAUCACGUGUGAGAGGAGCCGACCUGGCCACGGGAGAGAUCCUCACCUUCUUGGAUAGCCAUUGUGAGUGUAAUGAGCACUGGCUGGAGCCGCUGGUAGCAAGGGUAAACGAGGAUUACCGCGCCGUCGUCAGCCCGAUCAUAGAUGUCAUCAACAUGGACAACUUCCAUUACGUGGCUGCGUCUGCCGACCUGAAGGGGGGAUUUGACUGGAAUCUGGUCUUCAAGUGGGACUACAUGACCCAGGCGGAGAGAAACAGCAGGAGAGCCGAUCCCAUCGCUCCCAUCAGGUGA
Molecule: messenger RNA, 1119 nt
Organism: Lytechinus pictus (painted urchin)
Lineage: Eukaryota; Metazoa; Echinodermata; Echinoidea; Temnopleuroida; Toxopneustidae
Product: polypeptide N-acetylgalactosaminyltransferase 2-like
Exons: 7
Coding region: 28-1119 (363 amino acids)
Biological process (GO): protein O-linked glycosylation
Cellular component (GO): Golgi apparatus
Molecular function (GO): polypeptide N-acetylgalactosaminyltransferase activity
Source: RefSeq, a predicted model, not a curated record